UGUAACGCAAAGGUCGACAGUUUGUUUCCGUUCGGGCCAGAAAGGAGUACAAGCUACCAAGGAAUAACUGAGCGGUGACUUGGAGCAUUUAUGUAAACCCAAGUUCUCAUAUGUGUCACGUGUACCAAUGAAAUCACCGCGAAAGUUUACUCCGGUUCCCAUUUCCCCCACGUUUAAUCGCAGCAAGAGCUUACUCAUUUUCCCGGAGACGGUACUUUCAUAACCAAGGAUCAACGAUGGAACCCUCCAAUUUACAGUUACGUUCGUUCAAUGAGCGCGUAACGUGCACGCGCAGACAAAUGCGCACCGUUCAAUGGAAUCUCGAUUCUUUUUGCAACUGGUUAUAAAUUAGAAUUCGAGCUGGUGUAUCUAUACAUUUUCUUCUUCAUUUUUCUCGCUGGAACAUCGAGAACGUUAUGCCAUGCUCGUCUCAUACCAACCUUGUAAAUUUCAUUAAUUUAUUCUCCUAACCAAGUAUUGUUAAUCUCGUCCUUGAUAGAAGAAGAACAAUUCCUUGAGCGACUUGAAAAAUUCGUCGCGCUUUGCGUCGCGUACUUGUUACUUAUUGUCAAAGUUCUACUUGAUAUUUUAGAGACACCCUCGGACCGAAAAGUAGCCAGUGUCGAGAUUCGAGGUAGUAGCGACUAGCGAGUCCAGCUUUCAGAUAGAUCACGUAAUCUCUAGGAGCCUCGACAAAGAGAGAGAGAGAGAGAGUACAACGGUUCUUCUUCUGCAUCCUGUUGCGAGCGUCUCUCGCGUGUUGACGUUCCCUGCAUUUCGAGGAACCGUACAAUGCCCUUUACCGGUAACGGUAAAGGUGAACGGCACCUCUAAGGGCGUUCGUUUUGACAUUGGGAACCGUAGAUAGAAUUCUGGUCGGGGUGAUUGGUAUACACUACUAACAGUGUGUACACCGGCAGGCGCUAGUGUGCGCUUAGGGCGAUGCACUCCUUCGGCCACAUGUUCUUUAUUCGGUAAGAGUAUCGAUUGUUUGUCUCGCAAUCAGAGGUGGGUAACAUUUUAUUGGAACAAAUAUAAUCGGUAUUGUACGUUUGUAAAGGUAAUUUAUAGUAUUAUCCUUGGUUACUUUAAAAAGUAUUUAGUUGGUAUGUCAAGUGCCGACAAGUUAUUUCGAAUAGCGUCACCUGUUUACUCGUUUGCGUCGCUCUAAAUGUUAAAGGUGUUGAAUGAGCCCACGUUACAGGCGUACGCGAAAAGACUCCGAUGUCGAGAACGAUCACGUUUUUCCCGUUAACAGAUCCACCCGGAGGCUGGUUCUUCCGAAUUAUGCAACGUCGAACGACGAUGAAAGUCUCGCGCGAUUGCGCCAAUUCUUUCGCAACUGGACAUUUUCGAGAGAAUCGACGAUCCACCACUUGGAAGGGCUUCGAUGGCUUCGACCCGAGGAUACCGGUCGGAGUAAUCCGUAAGACUGCGACACUGGAUUCCGAUUCCAUUGGGAAACAUUCGGGCAUGACUUUAUUCACCGUUUACCAUCGAACGUUACGAGAGCCCACGCACGAAUUAUCGGCGCUGCUCGAAACUACCGAAAAAAGAAAAAGAAGAAGAAAAAGAAAAAGAAAAAGAAAAAGAGAGAAAAAACAACAGCGGUAGCUGAGCCAAGAGAUUCGAUUCUUGUCUCGGGGAAGUUAGGUAACCCGUAACAGCCGCGAAGCCGUAGAGGUGAUUCCAAGUUGGUGUUUCAGUCUCGCCGUGGUGGCCGAACCGACACCAUCGUUUUCGUUCGGUGUGCACCCGUCUCGAUACGCAGGAUGUCAAACGAUCACGAUAAAAGAACACGGUGAACACUACCUACAGCCAAUCUGUGAUGUGAUAACUUGUGACUGGGUCGCUUUAAACAUUCUCAUCAUGAAAACCUCGUUUGACCACUGGGGUCCAAGGUAUUCGCUGAUCGUUAUUUGCUUCGCACUGAUGGUCAACGUCAGAUCUGCAAUCAUGCGUCCACCUUGGGCGGACCCCUCGAGUAAUCCUUGUGCCGCCCAACCACGUGGCUGGCAAUUGUUAUUUUGGCCGCCGGAUGGAAAGUGUUACAAAAUAUUCCAGAUCGGACCACCGUGUCCAGAGACAAUGGAACUAGGACCAGCAGCAGGCGGAGGUGGAACGAUAGCGGAAUGUAGAUGUCCACCUGGAACUGCGCAGUCCCCUAGAGACGCUCUUUGUCAUUCGAUAUACACCAGAGCAUCCUGUCCGAAAGGUCAAUUGUUCGCACCGGUACCGGAGACUUCUGGCAAGUCUAGGUGGGGCGUUUGCCGUGAUCCAGAAGCAUGCCCUGCAAAAGGACAAGUCUAUUGGCCCAAGGAUGAGAAAUGCUACCCUUUAUUCAGCAGAGGACCGUGUCCAAAAGGUGAACUCGUUACUACGGACGAAGAUGGAUUGACGAUAUGUUCUUGUUCGAUGACGGGUGAACUUGGAAAGUAUCAUUGGCCAGGAAUCGUGGGAGGUUGCCACGAACACUACACCAAAGGUCCGUGUACAGAACCUGGACACUUAUUUUUACCGGGUGGUGAAUGCGGUUGCCAUUCCGAACUACCUCAUUACCAUGAACCAACUGGAAUGUGCUACCAGUUAGGUGGCAUCGGUCCAUGUUUGAAAGGACAUCAAUUUGUGGUAACGGAUACGAUAGCCAAUGAAGCUACAAUUCGAGCUAAAUGUGUCUGUAAACCGGAUCAUGUUCUCUAUGAUAAUGGACUCUGCUAUAGGCUUUAUACGAGGGGACCUUGCGAAUAUGGUCGCAUGUUAAUAAAUUCCACGACUUGUGUUCCUACGCCCUGCAAACGUGGCCGAUUGUACUUUCCUCGAGAGAAAACGUGUUAUAAGAUAGGAAGUAAAGGGCCAUGCCCGAGUGGACAAAUCGUCUUGUACGAUUACAAUGUGAGGCCAUCUAUCGAUGGAAUUAGCUACAACGGAGUGUGCGGAUGCACCAACGCGCUCAAGGACGCUGGAAAGUGCACCGAGGACAGCAACGAUAGUUGCGAGUCUAUCCCAGGGAUGGUUCUGAUAAAUAAAACUUGCUACAAAUUAUAUACGCAAGGUCCGUGUACAGCAGGAGAGUGGCUGCUUCCAAAAAGAAUGCCAAAACCGACCUUAUGGGAAAACGAAUCGGAAUCAAGAGCUAGCUGCGAAUGCAGACCUGGAUACAAAAGAAUCACGGAAACUUCUCAAGUCUCGGAAGUAGAAAGUAACAAUCUCCUUUCUUCGGGUGGCUGUGAGCCACCUACAGUGAGUUUAGCAAAGUUUCUCAACGAAAAUGUUAAAUUGAUCAACUUUUGAGUCAGACGAAUCAGACUAUGCGCGCUCGUUAGCGCUAGUGAUGAAGCAAAUUAUGCUUAUAUUUUUAAAUAAUACCUGUAAAUAGUACUGUACAAAUCUUAUGCGUUAAGCUACUUUCCAUUUUUACGUCUCCAUUUCGUAACCAUUCCUAUUUAUUUAAUCUCUUAAAACUAUCAAAAUUCGCGUCAUUUCAAUCCAUUUUUAUUUUGUAUAUUCAAACACUUCGAGACCUAUCGCGUAAACUUACUUUUAAUUACUUACCUUUUCAUCAUACAUAGUACCCUCGAAACAAUGAUCGAUUUGUAAAUAUAUGUAAUUUAUAGCGAUACCUACUUUCCAAAUAUGAUUCAUUUUUAAGAAUAAGAAAUAUCAUACCUUGUAAACAGAAAAAUA
Molecule: messenger RNA, 3684 nt
Organism: Hylaeus anthracinus
Lineage: Eukaryota; Metazoa; Arthropoda; Insecta; Hymenoptera; Colletidae
Exons: 7
Coding region: 1870-3291 (473 amino acids)
Source: RefSeq, a predicted model, not a curated record